Messenger RNA from Fomitopsis serialis, 834 nucleotides. Its product is annotated as autophagy-related protein. Gene Ontology annotation, biological process: autophagosome assembly; autophagy. The record is from RefSeq and is a predicted model, not a curated record. The transcript is spliced from 7 exons. Bases 104 to 649 code for a protein of 181 amino acids. Gene Ontology annotation, cellular component: phagophore assembly site. Lineage: Eukaryota; Fungi; Basidiomycota; Agaricomycetes; Polyporales; Fomitopsidaceae.
CCUCCAGUGCCACACCAUCAGACUUCAGUCCUGUCUUAUAGCGAGCCUGGCCCGCGUCGCCUGCUUGCGUCCCCACAAUCUCUAGGCGAGCUAUCUCUCAAGGAUGAACACACAUCCAACUGUAACAAUAGAGCUGGUCCUUGACCGGCACACGACGCAGGAGGUCCUGCGCGCCGUCCUCCACUCCGUGCUCUUCCACCGCCUCUUCGGCACCGUCAAACCACAAACGUUCGAGGUGCUCGAUGUCACGAUGCCAGGCGUGGACGAUCCUGAGAUGAAACAGCUGGUGAACGACAAGGUCGAUGCGUUCUGGAAAAGCAUUGAGGGAGGCUUUAGCAAGCGUGGUCAGAUCAUCGUAACGUUCUCAGAAAAGCGUCCCAGGAAGACAUGGUUCAUGAUGGGAGAGGAAGAAAUUCCCUGGGAGCAGUGGAUCAUAAACGCAGAGAUCCGGCAGCCCACACCCGAGAGAGAUCAGCGCAAAUUCCAAGCGGACCUCGCCGCCACGCUCACCAAGAGCCUGAAGACGAUGCUCACGCACGCGUCUUCCGAACGUGGCCGGUCUGCGGUCCCCCUCAUCACGAACGCCAACGGUAUAUCGCCGUUCCCAAUCAAGAUUACCGUGAAGGUUGGUGGCGUGGAAGUGGGUUAACCUAAUGCCCCGCCAGAGUCGGUGACUGGUGCCUUUGAGAGUUUGCCCUGUGACGGACUGUGGACCUGUCUGGCUGCCUUCACAGACUGCUCGCCUUACGUGUAGCAGAACCUUAACAGCCAGAUGUGUACAUAGCCUCCCGUGAAGCUGCUAGAGACGCAGCCUCUACAUUUUCGGACUGCUUA